This is a messenger RNA of Ziziphus jujuba (common jujube), 3840 nucleotides long. Its product is annotated as protein NTM1-like 9. Bases 266 to 2740 code for a protein of 824 amino acids. Gene Ontology annotation, biological process: regulation of DNA-templated transcription. Gene Ontology annotation, molecular function: DNA binding. The transcript is spliced from 9 exons. NCBI's taxonomy places the organism in Eukaryota, Viridiplantae, Streptophyta, Magnoliopsida, Rosales, Rhamnaceae. The record is from RefSeq and is a predicted model, not a curated record.
GAAAGAUCAUAAACAAAAGAGAAAAAAUUAGCUAAAGGGUGGUGGAAUUGAAGAAGUAGCACCAGGCUUCAUAAAAAUCAAUUCAAUUCAUACACGUGGAUUUCUGUCCCCAACAAUUUGACUUUGACGAGUCUAUGUGCCUUUACCUUCUCUCGGCUACCCUCUCCAAUUCGAGAACUAUACACAAAUUACAGUUUUACAGACGGAGGAGAAGGAAUCGAGCGAGCGAAAAUCAGCCGAUUGACUGCGUGCGUGAAGGGGAGAUAUGGGAGUAGCGUCGCUGGAAUCGCUGCCUCUAGGUUUUAGAUUCAGGCCCACCGACGAAGAGCUCAUCAACCACUACCUAAGGCUCAAGAUCAACGGCCGUCAUUCCGACGUCCAGGUUAUCCCCGAAGUCGACGUCUGUAAAUGGGAGCCCUGGGAUUUACCCCGACUGUCGGUGAUAAAGACAGAAGACCCGGAGUGGUUCUUCUUCUGCCCGCGUGAUCGCAAGUACCCAAAUGGGCAGCGGUCCAACAGAGCCACGGAUGCCGGCUAUUGGAAAGCAACCGGCAAGGACCGUACCAUAAAGUCCCGCAACUGCAAGUCAGCGUCCAACACCAACGGCUUGAUUGGGAUGAAGAAGACAUUGGUCUUCUACAGAGGCCGCGCUCCUAAGGGGGAGCGCACCCACUGGAUCAUGCACGAGUACCGUCCCACUCUCAAGGACCUCGAUGGUACCGCCCCCGGUCAGAGCCCAUUUGUUCUGUGUCGCCUGUUCCGAAAGCCAGAAGACAAGUCUGAUGCACUCAAGUACGAUGAGGUAGACCAAACUGGAUUGUCUCCUACCGCAACCAAGUCUUCUCCCGAUGAUACCUCCUCUGAUCUUCUUCAAGAGACUGCAACAUCUGACAUGCAAUGUGAGCAAUCCCAAGGGAUAAAGAGCUGGUUAACUGAUAAUUUGGAUACCAUCACACCAAUUGCUAGACACGUUGAGAGCUGCAGCAACAGUUAUAUGGCUUCUGAUGUGGAAGACCAUGUCGCAGAAGAAACUCCGUUACAGGUUGAAACAGAGCUGAUACCCCGUGUGAAUUCACCUUUUGCCUGUGACUUUGGCAAUGACAACAAUGGAAUGCAUUUCCUGGAUGGUACCGGUGAACAAGAUGUAUCUCUCACAGAGUUGUUGGAUGAGGUCUUCCAUAAUAAUGAUGAUUUCUUCUGUGAAGAGUCAACCAACGUUAAGAACUCCGUUGUCGCAAGUGGACAAUCAUGUACGCUAUACAACAUCCCACCAGGAAGUUCACGUCUUAAUGGUGCAUGCAGUGACUUGAACACUGAAAUGGCCCAGCAUGAUCUGGAUAUCAGAGCUUCAGGGUGGCAUAACGAGCCAGUGGAUACCAAAGACAUGUUGCAGAUUCAAACACUAUUUGGAUCAUCUCAAGCUGAUGUGGCACAUGUUGACCGUGAAGUUAGUUUGGGAAAUAAUAGUGACCUCAGGGAUAAUUUUUUUGGACAAGGUUCCUUCAGUGGUGACUCUGCUUUGGGUUCGGCCAAUGGCAUGUCCAACAGCUUGGAAGAAGCAACCAGUAGGAAGUAUCCUGUUGGCUACAGUGGUAAUCAUGCUGGUGGAACAGGAAUUAAAAUCAGGACCCGUCAACCUCAACGACAACCAAUUUUGGACAACUUUGUCAGUCAAGGCACUGCUCCUAGAAGAAUUCGUUUACUGAUGAAUUCUUCCCCUGGGUCAAUCCUCAAUGUCAAUGUGAGGGAUUCAAACCAAAGAAAAGAAGAAGAAGAAGUACAAUCAACUGAUACAGAGGCUAGAGAAGUGACUGAGCAGGAGGAGUUUGUUAUGUCUAACAAUGAGGAAGAAUCAAUGAAUAGGGACGAUCCUGGUGAUAUUGCUUAUGGCAAUGCAAUCAAGAUUAGGACUCGUUUUCCCCAACAACCACCGAAUUCAGAUAAUUUUGGAGCACAGGGCGUUGCUCCAAGAAGAAUACGUCUACAAAUGAAUACUUUGCCUAGGUCAGUGGUCAAUGAUGAUGUGAGAGAUGUGAAGCAGAACAAACAAGAAUACGGAAUACGGCAAUCAGCUGUUACUGAGGUAAAGAUCACUGGUAAUGUUAAACCUAGAAUCUUUAAUGAAGCUGUUACUGAGGCUAGAGAAGAAGGCACAGAGGAAGGAUCCAACUUUAAUGAGCAGGAGAAAAACUAUGAUUUGAUCAAGAGCAAGGAAGAAGCGGCCAGUAAGAAGAAAAUUAUAAACUACGAUGGUGGUCAUGAUGGAGAACUUAUACAACCGAAUUUGGACGAUAAUAUGAAUCCAGGCACUGCUCCGGGCAAUGGCAAUGUGAUAAAUGAAAACUGCGGGCGAAAAGAAGAUGAAGUGCAAUCAACUAUUUAUGAUGGCAUAGAAACUACAGAGCCGAGCUCAAACUCUGAUGGACCGGACGAAGAAAGCCAUUUUGUGAAGUUGGAUACAAGCUUGAAAAUCGAACCAAGCAGGGAGGUUUCUGAAGAAUCUUAUAGGAAACUGAGGUUAAGAGCAAAGGGGCAUAAUAUAUUAAUUAAAAGCAGUAAAAUGCAGGAGGCGACAGUGUCAUUGUUUUUGAAUUCAUCUCCUCCUCGACAUUCAAUUUUUUCGGUAGGAGUAUUAACUAUAGCUGUUGUAAUUAUAGCUGUUGUAAUUCUGUUGGUAGUUUCCACUGGCUUAUGGAAAGCACUAGAUAUAGAUAUCGGUGCUGGAGCUAUAGGCGUGUAAAUUGCAUUUUCGAUAUGUACAUGUACAUGUCCCUGUUUUCUAAAAUGUGGAGCUGUUAAAAAUAUCUUUUUAGCUGUUCACAAUCAACAUCUUGGGCGAUACCAGGUGCUAUGUACAAUAGCCAGCUAUUUACGAACAGUAAAUGUAUUCGAAUGUUUUUUUUAUUAUUAUUUAUUAUUUGAAGUUGUUAUUUGCAUAUCUGGAAUAAAGAAUGGGAAAAAUAUAGGCUUUUUUAUUUUUUUGGGUAAGCAUUCAUUCAACUGGCUGCUGAGACAUUCAACUAGCAAUAGUGAAUUGUAAAUUUGUGAUGCAUCCAAAUUAAUGAUACUGCCAAGUGCCAACCCAGUGGGACGGACGGCUGUAUUAUUGAUUGUGCACCUGGGGGAGCAUCAGAAAUGAGCUCACCAGUAGCAUGGGUGGAUAAAUGUAUUACGUGGCUAAACAAACAAAUAUAAUAAUAAGAAGAUAAGGGAGAGCCGAGGGGAAGGGACAGAGAGAGAAUUAAUUAAUUAUUUAUUCUGUUUAUUUUAAAAAAGAAAAAGGGAAACGAUAGAGAAAGAGAUAAUGUGUUGGUAAAUCAAAAGGGGGUCGCGUGGUGGGGAUGGCCACGUGGAAGCUGGGCGGCAAGCACACUGGAAGCACAAUUAAAAAAAUAAUAUCUACUGAUAGAUAUAUAUUGAUGGGGGGCGGGCGCCGUGGUAAAUCAGAGCCCACAGCAAGUACUUGCUUUGCUAGUAGUUUCUAGUUCCUACGUCCCACCAAUUUCAGUUCAAGAAUCUAAAAGAUUGUAGAAGAGGGCUUGGAGGUUUGGAUGUUUCAUAUUUAUUUAUUUAUAUGGGUGGGAUUGGAUGGUAUAUGAAAUUGAGAUUUAAAUAAACAGAUCAAAGAAGAAAAAUAAAAAACAGACAAACAAGAAGGAGAUCAGAUGAUACUGGUGGCAAUAAUGGCGGAACUACUGGAGGAAUAUACGGCUUUGCUAGCGAGGAUGCUGGAGCAUAUGUUCCAAUCGGCGCCUUUUCCAGGGAGUGGAUAUUGAUGUUCUGGAUCUAUGGAAUUCCGAUCAAUUUCUAACAUAUAUAUGAUUCUGCAAAUUGCUAUAA